Somion occarium is the source of this 613-nucleotide messenger RNA. The record is from the annotation of a GenBank genome assembly. Lineage: Eukaryota; Fungi; Basidiomycota; Agaricomycetes; Polyporales; Cerrenaceae.
GGGACUUGGUUUUCGUAGACUCGAAUCCAAGUUCAUUCCAUACGUAUCUGACGGUGCUGGAUACCAUUAACAUCAGUCAAUCUUGGGGCUACCACCUUUUUGACACUUGCAAGAAAUCCUGACUCGGUUUUCUAUUCGAUUCCCUUCGACACAAAACAUUUGUACAUCAUCUACAUGCACUUCUACCUUCUUGUGGUUAUGCUCGUUUCCAUAAUGAUCUAUGUCACAAACGGAAACCCGAUAAGGCUUGAUAUCAGUGAUACUGGUCUAGAGUUGCCCACAAUAAUGUUCGACAUAGAUCACGAGAAGAAUGUUGAGUUGGAAGAACGAAGAGUCCGAUUCGACGGCGAUUGGAGCCUUCUAACCGUUGGCAUUCCGCUCGGUCAUAUCUUAUCGCCGACACUUCCCCCACCAGAUGCACUCCAGGAAGAUAACAGCAAGUAGAAAUGUGCGAUCCGAGUGUCUGCCCGCUCCAGUUUAAAAGACAGCGGUAGACUACUAGAACUAUGCUACUCACCCGCAGUCUUUCCAACUUAUAAUUCCACUGAAUCUUUAAAAGGUCUGUUUCGUGAGACCAAACAUCCUGUCAAGAUAAAAAAGCAGCACACCGACG